Messenger RNA from Herpailurus yagouaroundi (jaguarundi), 8976 nucleotides. It is a transcript of the gene CROCC2, whose product is annotated as ciliary rootlet coiled-coil, rootletin family member 2. The record is from RefSeq and is a predicted model, not a curated record. Gene Ontology annotation, cellular component: centrosome; centriole. Lineage: Eukaryota; Metazoa; Chordata; Mammalia; Carnivora; Felidae. The coding region runs from base 7 to 6120 and encodes 2037 amino acids. The transcript is spliced from 31 exons.
UUGUUUAUGAUUGUCCAUCGGGAGGAACCAGUGGCCCACAUGCCACCUUCCCCUGACGUGCGGCCUCCAAGCUCACAGCGCCUCCCGAGGAGAAGGCUGGGGCCCUUCCCCGCGGCUGCGGGAGGGGGUCCGGGGCAGAGGCCAGCCCCUGUCCGGGCGUGGCCGCGCAGGUGGACAGCUUCACCCAGGGCGCCUCCAGGUCUCCGGGAAACCGCUUCCAGACAACAGCGUUCUUUAGUCCCCAUGGCAACAGGGCCUGCGCUCCUGUUUCCAGGGAAACAAAAUCCUCAGCGUCGCGGUUGCCACAGCAACGUCUACGGGCUUCCUCGGCCACUCGGUCGCCAGCCCAGAGGGGCAGCUGGGCACCUUGGACGGAGGAGCCAGGUGUCGUGCCGGCGUGGGGCUGGUGCACUGACGCAGGUCCUGGCCCGGCCCGGGUCCCGGCCGGAGACUCACCUGGCCGCCCAGCCCCGGCUCUCUCGGAGUCCCGCCCUCCCACUCGAGAUGAGCUCUCCCUCCAGCGAGCCUGGCCACGGGGGUGCCACUGCAGAGCGGUCCCCACUGGGGCUGGACACCGUGAUCCAGAGGCUGGAGGACACCGUCUUGAGUCCCAUGGCCAGCAGAGAAGACCGGGCACUGACCGUGCGUGGGGAAGGCUGGCCGGCUUUGCCCACCCCUGUGCCCGCCCGAAUCCGUGAGAUCGUAGCUGGCAGCCUGAGGGACGAACCACACCAAGGGCUGCAGGAGCCGCCGGCCGUGUCAGCAGGGGUGCAGGAGGAGAACGAGCGUCUGCAGGAGGAGCUGUCCAGGCUGGGGGAGCUGCUGGCCCAGGCAGACGCAGAGCAGGACGAACUGGCCGGCAGGUACCACGCGGUCAGUGCGCGGCCACAGGCCCGUCUGGAGGCCACCGAGGCUCGGCUGCGGAGGUCGGAGCUGGAGCAUAGCGUGGACCCGGAGGAGGCCCUGGGCCGUUUGGAGGCCGCUGAGCAGAGGAGCACGGGGCUCUCCCAGGUGAACACCCUUCUGCGGGAACAGCUGGGGCACAUGAAGAAGGCCAACGACAGGCUGGCCGAGGAGCUGGCCAGGACGACGGACGGCGUACUCCAUCUUCGGGGCCAGCUGGAGCUGAGGGAGGCACGGCGCCGGGCAGAGACACAGAUCCGGCGCACACGCUCGGGGGGGUCCCAGGACUUCCUCCUCCUGUGGAGACAGGUCACCGCACUCCGCGUACAGCUGGCCGAGCUGCGCACAACCGCAGAGAGGCCGGAUCCUGCCCUCCCCCCGGACGGUCCCGAGGCUCAGCAGGGGGUGCUGCUCUGGCCUCCCAGGGCUCUCACCGACAUGCGCGUGGAGAUGGCCAGGACAGCCGGGCGCCUGCAAACGGCCUGCCUGGCCCUGGGCUCCAGGCUGCGGCUGGCGGCCAGCAGUGCGGCGGGCGCCCUGGAGCAGCGGCUGCGGGACCAGGUGCGGGAGACGCUGCAGCUGCAGAGCCGCUGGGACGCAGAGAAGGUGGCGCUCCAGGCCAGACUCUCUGAGCAGACGCUGCUGGUGGAGAAGCUCACAGAACAAAACUCGAAGAAGGAGAGAACCAUCUCUUCCCUCAAAAUGGAUGUCCAGAAACUGGAGUCCCGGCGCAGCGGAGGCCAGCGGGCAGCGGACACUCUGGAGGACCAAGUUGAAGCCCUACAGCGUGUCUUGAAGAGCAUCACAGAGGUGGCCCAGGAAGACGCAGGGUGCCUGGAGCGGGCGUGCAGCAGCGGUCCCGAAGCUCAGGAGGCACAGGGCCAAGUGCGGAGGCCCGGGAGCUCUGCGUCCCCCCACCGCGGGGUGUCCCCACCGCGGGCCCGCGCCCUGGACGCCCUGCACCCCGCACUGCAGGCUGUGCACGCGGCUAUCGAGAGGUGGCGGCUGCUGGAGCAGGAGCUGCGCCUGCAGCUGGGGUCCUCCCAGGCGGCGGCAGCCAGGCUCCGGGAGCAGCUGUCGGAGGCCCAGCGGGAGCUGCAGGCCGCAAGGAGGCUCCUACAGGAGCAGGCGCAGGAGCAGGUGCGGGAGUCCGAGGACCUCCUGCGCGAGCUGGAGGCGCAGAGCCGCGAGGCACAGCGCUGCAGGGCGUCCAGCGAGGUCUUGCAAAGAGAGAAAAGGGCUCUGGAAACGGCGGUGGAGGAGAUGAGAGGGAAGGCGGCCUGUGCAGACGCAGAGAAGCAGAGGCUAGAAGCCGAGAACACGGAGCUGCACAGGAGCCUCCUGCUGUGGGCGGAACAGAAGGAAGAGCUGGUGCAGCAGGGCGAGCGGGGCCGCAGGGAGCUGGAGACCAGUCAAGGGCGCCUGGAGCAGCUGGAGGAGAAGGUCUCAGGGCUCAAGAAGGAGCUGGUGUCCGCCCAGGAGGCGCUGAACUCGGCCCGGCUGCAGAGGGACGUUCUGGAGAGCGAGAGGGAGGGUCUGCACAGAGCCCUGGCCCGGGCCGAGUCCAGCAACACUGACCUGGAGCUGCUGGUGACCCGGCUGAAGUCGGAGGGUGUGGAGCAAAGGGACUCCCUGGCCAAGAUGGCUGCCCUGACGGAGGGGCUGGCUGGGGACAAAGGCGCCCUGGGCCACCAGGUCCUGCAGCUGGAGCAGGCGCGGGAGCAGCUGCGGGAGCGGCAGAAGGCUCUGGAGCAGGAGCGGGCGGGUGCCCUGGAGCGGCUGGCGCGGGCGGAGCAGCAGCUGGGGCCGGUGCAGCAGGCCUGCGGGCGCCUGGAGGAGCGGCUGCAGGGGCGGGAGGCCGCCUUCGAGCACCAGAGGGCCCGGCUGCAGGAGCAGGUGGGCCAGAUCACGUGCAAGAAGCAGGCCCUGGAGGAGCAGCUCGCCCAGAGCCUGCAGGACCGGGAGGCCCAGCAGGACACGCUGCAGAGGACCCUGCAGGAGAAGGAGGCUCUGUCUGAGGAGCGGGCCCAGCUGCUGGCCAAGCAGGAGGCCCUGGAGAGGCAGGUCCGGCUCACGGCUGAGGAGGCGGCCGAGCUCAGGGCUGAGAGGGACUCUCUGGAGAGAAGCCUCUUUGAGACCCAGCAGCUGGUGAUGCAGCUCCAGGCACAGCGGGAGCAGCUGGAGGGACAGGCCCGGAGCAUGCGGCUCGCUCGGCAGACCCUGCAAGUGGAAAUGCAGCAGCUGAGAAGUGCCUGGGAGGUCCAGGAGACAAAGCUGCAGUGGGACGUGGGGAGGCUUCAGCGGCAGGUGGCACAGCAGGAGCGGGACUUGCAGCUGGCCCUGGAGAGCCAGGCGCUGGCCCACCACGAGGACCUGGCUCGGCUCCAGAGGGAGAAGGAGUCCCUGAGUCUGUCUCUGACAGAGGAGAAGGAAGUGGCAGCUCACCGGCUGGAACAGGAGAAGAAGCUGGUAGCAAAGAAUGCGGCCAAGAGGGAGGCUCUGAAGGAGGAAAUUCAGAGCCUAAAGCAUGAGCGGGAUGAGAGUCUCCUCCAGUUGGAAAAUGAGAUGCAAGAGGCCCUGUCACUGAAAGAAGAAGAGAGGAGGCUGCUGAGGGAAGAACUCUUCAGAGCCAUGCAGGAGCUGGGACAGGUGCGGCAGGAGGCCCAGAGCCAACAAAAGCAAGCCGAGGCCACCCUCAGCGCCACGGCUGCGGAGCUGAAGGCCCUGCAGGCCCAGUUCGAGGACGCCAUCUCGGCCCAUCAGAGAGAGGCCGCGGCUCUGAGAGACAGUCUCCGGGAGAUGGCGGCAGAGAGAAGCAACGCCGGGAGAGAAGCGGAGGGGCUGCGGGCACAGCUGGACGAGGCCCGGGAGGCACUGGCCGUGCUGCGCGGGGAGCUGCAGGGCAGCGAGGAGAGCCGCGAGGGGCUUCGCAGGGAGGCCCAGGAGGCCCGCCGGGCGCUGGGCGAGGAGGCCCGCGAGAAGGCUGUGCUGCAGAGCUCCAACACCGAGCUGCGGGCCGCUCUCCGCAGGGCCGAGCAGGACAAGGCCAGUUUUCAGAGGUCCAAGGAAGAAAGGGAACAGAAGGUGCUGGUCCUGGAGGAGGCGCGAGCAGCGGCCCAGAAGGAGGCCUGUGAGCUGCGGGCCAGCCUACGGGAGGCGCAGCAGGCUCGCGCCGACGCCCGCCAGGAGCUCCAGGAGCUGGGCACACAGGUCCUGAGGCUGCGGCGGGAGCUGGAAGAGGCGGAGGCUGGAGCUGAGGCCCGAAAGAAGCAGCUGGAGGAGGGCCUCUGCCAGAGCCGGGGGGCCGAGCGGACCCUCCGGGCCGAGCUGCACACGGUCACGGGGAAGCUACAGCAGGCCGGUAGCGUGGCCGACGGCCUCCAGGCUCGCCUGGACGAGGCCGGCCGCCGGCUCCACAGUCUGGAAGGGGAGCUGGCCCGGGCUGAAGGUGCCAGGCGGCACGCGGAGGCCCAGCUGGGCCGGCUGUGGUCCACCCUGUGCCGCGGCCUGGGGCUGCGGGGACGAGGCCCCUCAGGCUCCCCCGAGUGGCCCGGCUUCCCCAGUACAGGCUCAGAUAGCAUCCAGAGCGCCGGCCCCCCGACCAGGUCCGGCUCACCACUCCGAUGGCCCUCACCGGCACCUGGGGACUCCUGCCCAGAUGUGGACGUGGACUCUGUGCGAGACGCCCUGACGGACUUUGUGCAGAAACUGCGGGUUGCCCAGAGGGAACGGGACGACUGGCACCUCCAGGUGGUGAGCCUGAGCGGCCGGCUGAGCGAGGCAGAGCGCGAGCGUGCCCAAGCCCAGAGCCGCGCGGCACGGCUGCAGGAGGCACUGGCAGAGGCGGAGGAAGCCCGGCGCCAGGCGGAGAGUGAGAGGCGCAGGGCCCAGGCAGCGCGCGCCCUGCAGGAGGAGGCGCUCCGGAGCCUGGAGGAGCAGCACCGGGCUGGCAGGCGGGCGGCCAGCUGGGAGAAGCGGAGGCUCCAGGAGCAAGUGGACGCACUGCACGGGGCCCUGGAUGAGAGCAGAAGGCACAGCCAGGGCCUGGCCCAGAGGGGGACGCGGCUGGAGGCGCAGGUCGCCUGCCUGGGGCGCAGAUGCCAGGAGGCAGAGGGCACAUUGGAGCCCGCGCAGACGGAGCAGGAGACGCUGAGGAAAGAAGGGGACACGGCAAGGCGGGGGGCCUGGAAGGAGCAAGUGCCCCAGCCCGUGGGCAGCCUGCACCAGGAAGGGGACAGGGCGCCGAGGCACCACCAGCGGCGGCAGGUCAGCUGGGCCAGCCUCGGGGGUGCACCCAGGGGCGGGCAGUGUCCGGUGGGUCUCACGCCGCACAGCCCACGCGGAGGCGCCCACACAGCCGGGAAGGGUGCGGUGGACCGCUCCCACACCGACCGAUGCGGAGACCCAGCCCCAGACGACAGUGGGGUCUACCAGGCUCACACCGCAAGGGGCAGGCAGAGGUGGAACCAGGGCCCAGGGCUCUGCGGGCCCCUCCUGGUCCCCUCCCCAGGCCCCGCGGGAGUGGCCACACGGCCGAGGGGGCUUGUGCAGAACAGAGCAGGACGGGGAGGAGUGUGGGAAGCGCGGGGUCAGGCAGGCCUGUGGGCAAGUCCAGGGGCUGCUCCUGUGUGUUUGGGGGGCAUCUCCCCUCCCACCGCUGGCCAGACCCCUACCUCCACACAAGGACUUGGCAAGAGGGGCAGGGGCGAGCCUCUCAGGUCGGUGGGCAGCAGGGAGGAGCCCAGGUUCUCACCUCGGGCCCGGAGAGCGGAGCAGGCCCAGGCACAGGCCCAGGGGUCGGGAGCUGGCCACAGGGCCCGGCUGCAGGCUGUGCAGGCCCUGGAGAGCCGGGAGCAGACCCCCCCGAUGGAAGGGGGUCCAUCCACUGCGGGUGUGCAGUGUCCUCAGUCCAUAGGACCCCUGGGAUGGGUGUCCCUGAAGAGCAUGGCUCCACAUACCCCCCAUGGGACAGCCAGCAAGUCCCCUGCCUGCCUGAUGUCUCUCUCCCAGGCACCUGCCUCUCCUCAGGACCCCCAGAGCUCUCCACAACCACGGCCUGGGAGCCCUGGCUACAGGCCCUGCCCGCCCCCCGCCACCGCCCACCCACCUGAGCUCCUGCCCUGUCCCCAGGUGGCCAGUCUGAAGAAGCAGCCGGACCAGGAAGCACCUCGGCAUCAACAGGCCCGCCUCGGCCAGGCCUUGCAGGCCAAGAAGUGAGCCCCGCUUGCCCAAGCCCCCAGGGUGGCCCGGCGGCCCCAGCGCCGACCCGACAGCGCAUCAGAGCCGCCACGGAGAAAACGGACGUCUCACGCUGCUCAGAGGACUGUGGUGCCACGGCCCACAGCCCACCACGCCUCCCCCGGGGUCCUAUACCAGCAGGCGCCCCGCGAUUCCACAGAGCACCGAGCUCCCCCCGGCCCUUGGGACCUCCACCUCUGCGCACCCUGGACCGGCCUCCAGGACACUCCUCGCAGGCACCGCCCUGCCCCUGGCCCGCACCCGGCCUGGCACUCUGUCUCCACUUGGGACGCACUGAUCUGGCCAGACCCUGGUCACCAGGCCCCAUCAGGCCGGCUCCCACGGCCACAGGCUGCGUUCCAUGCCUUCAGCUCUAUAAACAUGGGGAAACACGUGGAAAAUAUUUCCACCAACUAGAGCCAAAAACAUAAUGUCCUGCGAGGCCCAGCCACCACUUCCCUACGUCCAGAGGCCGCGGAACCUUCUGUAUCCAGGAAGUGCAGGUCCGUCACAGUGGCAGGUGGCUGGAAAUGACUCAGAAUCAAGUCCCUGCGACUCGCCGGCCACGGGAAGCACUGGCCGUGAGGGCUGAAGCUGUUGCAGAAUCCCCCCCUUUUCCAGCCUAUAAACUCUGGGAAAAUUCCUGGGGGAACCGGCCCCAGUUGCCAGGGAGACCGAGGUGGCCAUCUCGGGCCUCUGUGGGGUUCACCUGUCAGCAUUUUUACUCAUUUCCCCCAUGAACGUCGGCCAGAGUGGUUUGUCUUCCUCCCCAAAUGGCCUCCCCUGUUUUGCAAGCGGCACGUUUACGAUACGCAGGGCACCGGCCAGCCCGGUAAAUUCCUGCGUGCACAGGUGCUGGCUGCCCUCCAGGACUCCUGGGGGCGGGCGGGGCCGAGAGCGCACAGCCCACCUCACUGCUGUCCGUGCACCUUGCUGCCCGAAUGUGCGAUCGCCGUAUGUCUGUCUCAAGAUCGAUCCAGGGCUUAAAGUAGGCCAUCCUGUCAAGACCUUGCUUUCCGCUUGAAUUUAGCAACGUGUUCCCACAGCCGGUCAUGUGUACGGAAGCAGCGGCUAGAAGGAUGGAGGCAGACGGGUUCCAUUCCGCCCUCAACUCAGCCUGCUCACCGGUGGCUGCGUGGCUCUGAAGCCCAGCCCAGGCUCGGAGGGAAGCGCCGGGUGACCCCCUGGCAGUGGCUGCCUUGGGCCCGGGAGGCCGUCCUGGUGCUAUCUGCGGCCCGAUCCGUGCCACCGGUGGAGGCUAGCGGGCAGGUGCACCCCUACUUCAGAAGCGUGCUCUGCCAAAUGGGAGAGGCUGGGGCCCUGACAGGGGACGCGUGGCCCUCGGGGCCUGGCUUUUGGUAGACAGACCCCCCCCCCCAGCAGAAGGACCCCAGGGCCGGGCCAGGCGGGGGCGCGAGGAGGGAGGAACAAGCAGCCGGAGACCCGAGUCUGUGCGUGUCUGCGGCACCCGCUGGCGUCGUAGGUGCUCCCAGCACAGAAGAAGCAAGUGCACGCUCACGGGUGAAAGAGGAGAAUGUAUCUCAGAUGCGGGAGGGGUCGGGUGACUUCUCGUUACUAAAAUGAAAGCCCCCGUGUUUUGACCGACAUCCUGGUGAUUUGGUGAUUUCCUUGCCCCCGGUUGCACAUGCGGGACUUUCACAGCACCUGUGAGACCUCUCGAUUUUUGUAUGUUAAUAGUUCAACCCAUGUAGGAGAUGCUAGUUUUUACUUACUCAACAUAAAGUCAUACGCUUAGGAAAAAGAGGAUUUUUCUAGUGGAAAUAAAUUGGUGUUUCCUUGAGCAUCUCCAGCACAAGGGCCGGUGCAUCUGACAGCUACCCUGGAACCUGGAAGAGCCUGGCUCUGUCCUCCCAACAGCACCCUGGGACACCUGUUGACGGGGGACUUCACGGGGGCUUCCCUGACCAGGCUUCCACGAGGUCUUGCUUCUGGACCAAGGCCACGAGGCAGUCCGCAAGAGGUCAGAGUCAAACCCAGAGGCCAGCGAGGCUGCAGGCACAGCGUCCUACCGACUGGAGGACAGAGACGGACUGGGGGUGCUGAGCAGGGUGGGUCCCAGUGCCCGGGGUGCUGGAACCCUGCCGGGCAUCCACCUGUCCUCACACGCACCACCCGCCCCACGCUUCCGGAGGUGAGGUCAAGGCAGGAGGGCCUGGGGUGGGGCCAGGCCCGAGACGACAGGCUGUACUGCUGCCCAUGCCCUCCCUGUGGCCCGAGGGGAAAGGCUCACGGCUUCUUCCUUGACCACCCCGCACGGAGGCCUCCAGCCUGUAAGAGGCCCAGCAGCCCCCGCAUCAGUUUGGGACUCAUCAGCCUUGGAGGAAUCCUAGCUCCGCCCCUUCCAGCUGUGUGGUUCUGGACAGGCUCUCUAGCCUCAGUUUCCUCACCUGUGAAAUGGGCGAGCCCACCCCCGAGGGGCACGGUGAGCCCUCUAUGAGGUAUCGCCCACACUGACACCGGGCCCGUCGUGAACCCUCAGCGACAGGGGUGGGGGCACCAUCACCACCCUGUAGCCACUGCAGGUGGGGUGUACGAAGGAGGAGAGCAGGGAUGCCACAGAGAAAGGGCCCCCCGGGAGCCCAGGGAAGGCCGUGAUUCCCACCAGACAGACGAGGCGGCGGAGGGAGAACGAACACCCUGAGGGCACGGGCCCCAGCCCCCCCGCAGCACCCCAGCUCUCGAGGGAGGCAGGGGCUUCACCUGGGCCACAGCUGGAGCAGGAAAUGGGCCAGCUGGAACCAGGGUCACUGAUAUUCCGGCUUCUAAAACAUUAAUUUGUUCAAAUAACUGCAAAUAAAAACUGUGACGACGAAA